This is a messenger RNA of Hypomesus transpacificus, 3224 nucleotides long. RefSeq names its product aminomethyltransferase (gene amt). The coding region runs from base 468 to 1715 and encodes 415 amino acids. Gene Ontology annotation, cellular component: mitochondrion. The record is from RefSeq and is a predicted model, not a curated record. Gene Ontology annotation, molecular function: aminomethyltransferase activity; protein binding. Gene Ontology annotation, biological process: glycine catabolic process. The transcript has 9 exons. Lineage: Eukaryota; Metazoa; Chordata; Actinopteri; Osmeriformes; Osmeridae.
AAACAUGUUCAUAUUCUGGUAAUGUCAUGUAGGAAGUUAAGACUAUAUUUGAUUCUUUCUAUACUAUAUAGCCUACUAUUAUUCAUAUUAUUCAUAAAGACCAGUCUGCAGUGGAGAUCAAUUGCUAUAACCUCAUACUUUACAUUAUGGUUUAUUCGUCUACAAUUGGCUCAAUAUAUCAUAUCAAAACAUUGGACCGUUUUGUGGGCCAUCAAAAAAUGAAUACAAGUGUUAAAGCAAGAAUAAAGGACCCGAGCUUCAUGCAUCACCGAGGAUCAUUCCCUGGAAUGUUGACUAUCAUUCUGAGGAAUGGAUUCAUUCUUAGUAGACUACAUUUCCCGACAGACCUCGCAGUGGUCAGGGUCGCUGUUUUGCACAGAACGCAGAAUUCUUGAAAGAGUCCAAAGAGUUGACGACAUUGAGGUUUUAGGUGAAUAGUGACUCUUUGGUCAGGAAAACAAGAAAUUAUGUGGUCUAGGUUAUUAAGUGGCGGACGGGUCGGGUUUGGUGUACGGGCAUCGAGACAGUGUUUCCCCAGCGCUGGAUCUGAAACAGCAGGAAAGCAGUUGCAGAGACAUGCUUCAAGUUCAGAGGCCUCCAUGAAGAAGACGGCUCUGUUUGACUACCACCGCCAGCAGGGAGGCAAGAUGGUGGAGUUUGCAGGUUGGAGUAUGCCUGUGCAGUACAAGGACAGCCACAUUGUGUCUCACAUGCACACAAGGCAACACUGCUCUAUAUUUGAUGUCAGCCACAUGCUACAGACCAAAGUCCAUGGGAGGGACAGGGUGAAGUUCAUGGAGUCCCUGAUUGUAGGAGAUGUUGCUGAGCUGAAGGACAACCAGGGCGCACUGUCGCUCUUCACCAAUGAGCAGGGUGGAAUCAUGGAUGACCUCAUCGUCACUAAGACGGACCAGGGCUACCUCUAUGUGGUUUCCAACGCCGGCUGUGCUGACAAAGACUCCGCCAACAUGAAGGCCAAGCUGGCGGAGUUCAAAGCAGCAGGUCAUGAUGUGGAUCUGGAGUUCUUGGAGGAGUCUCUGAUUGCUGUGCAAGGCCCUUCCAUGGCCCAGGUGCUCCAAGAGGGCCUGUCAGAUGACCUCAGCAAGCUGACCUUUAUGACCUCCACGCUGGCCAUGGUGUUUGGCAUCCCGGGCUGCAGGGUCACCCGCUGUGGCUACACUGGAGAGGAUGGGGUGGAGAUCUCUGUCCCGACGUCCAGCGUGGUCGCCCUGACGGAACGACUGCUGGCCCACAGCGAGGUCAAGCUGGCCGGGCUGGGCGCACGCGACAGUCUGAGGCUGGAGGCGGGCCUCUGUCUCUACGGCAACGACAUUGAUGAGAACACAACUCCAGUGGAGGGCACCCUAGUAUGGACCAUAGGAAAGAGGCGUCGCCAGGCAAGGGAUUUCCCCGGCGCUGACAUUAUCGUGCCCCAAAUUAAGGCCAAGACCGCCAGGAAGAGGGUGGGGCUGGUGUCCACUGGCCCACCUGUCAGAGGCCACACCCCCAUCCUAAGCCCAGAAGGAAAGGUCAUAGGUGAGGUUACCAGUGGCUGCCCCUCCCCCUGCCUGAAAAAGAAUGUUGCCAUGGGUUACGUGGAGGCGGCAUACAGUAAGAACGGAACACCGGUGAAGGUGGAGGUCAGGAAGAAGGCUGUUGACGCCAUCAUCAGCAAGAUGCCAUUUGUGCCCACCAACUACUACACUGGCCAAUAGGCUGUGCUGUCUGUUCAUCGUGCUGUCUGUCUAUCGUCCUGACUGACUGACUGACUGACUGACUGGCUGUGCUGCCUGUUUGUGCCAUCAAUAGUUGUGAUCAAUCUAACUGUAUUAGGGUAUUAGGAAAGGAUGUGUUUAAGCACACUGUCUCUAAUCAGGGUCUCCCUUCUGUGAGUAAAUACUCCCAUCUCAUGUUCAGGGUGAGUAUUACACCUUAAACCACAGGAGGGAGUGCAAUGCCCUCCAUAGAACCUGAGUUGGCAGAAUGUUCCAGUCCAACUCCAGGUUAAUCAAGGUAUGAAGGUUACAAGGUAACAUCCUCCCACUCUGUAAAACGUGGAUUUCCUUCGGGUUUUGUCUCAGAGGUUCAUGCAGAACUUGUAGACCAGCAGAUUGCACUGGACACAUGACAUAUCACUGACUCAAACUUUUUAACUAUUCUUUAUCUUUCUGAUAUGAUCAUGAAUCUGAACUUGAAUUUUGAAGUUGAAGUGACACACGAUAGUUUGUGUGUCAUAUUCGUUUACUAAUGACUAAUUUUCAAAGGUGUAUGUUUGUAUCAGCAAGACCAAACACAGUUCCAGAUUAUUCCAAAUGGCCCUUUUGAUAUUUUUUAUAGUCCUUGUAAUUACAGCUUGCAGUACUACAAUAGUUUUCCCAUCACUACCUGGCCACUCUUCUCUUAUUUUUUUUUAAAUGUCUUCGCAGUAUUAUGAAGUAUUAAGGGGCCAACUAUCCAUAAGAUUUAUAAUUUCCUUAUACACUUUACUUACAAAAGCUUAUAUGCUUAAAGGAAGUAGAUACUGUAAUAGCUUAAUUUGUUUCCAUGAUGUACUACUGAAAAUAUUUUUUUUCAUGUUUUUAAUUUAAAUUAAAUUUGAUGUAUUUAAAUAUUAAUUUGGACUAUAUCAUUGUAUUUUAGAAAGCUUUCAUUAAUCUAUAUUCAAUAGCAGUGUACCGUUGUUUUGUCUACAGAGAUAGGCUAAUACAACCGAUGUGUUAUCUAUGCGGUUUAGUUUACAUUAUUGAAGUGUAUAGUAGCCUAUGUAAAAUAAGUGAUUUAACGUUUAAAGAUGACAAUGUUGUUGAGAAGCACUUUUUGUCAUAUUUGCCGAAAUAAACUUAAUAUCUUGAUAGAACCAAUAAGCUACAUCUAAAGGUUUGACGGUGUGAAAUCCAUCCUACAUUGGUGGGCGUCGCAGGACUGAAAUAAACACGACAAAUCAUUAAGACCGACAGUAAUGAUCAGACGGGCUACCUGUCUGUCCACCUUCCUACCUGCGCGCACUGCAGUCAAUACGCUUUACUAUGUUUUCAACCAGCUAGGCAGAGGUACGCUAUUAUUAGGCUAACAUUCGAACUAGAGGCACAACCAUGGGUGAGAAAGAGCAGGCAAUAAAUCCGGUUCCAGAUUUCACAGUUAAAAGAUGAAAGAGAAAACAGACAUUAGUUGAAAGGGUUAAACUGUACUAUGAAAUGUCCUAAUAUAGGCUACUAACGUUAGCA